Zingiber officinale is the source of this 1302-nucleotide messenger RNA. Its product is annotated as prostatic spermine-binding protein-like. The record is from RefSeq and is a predicted model, not a curated record. The coding region runs from base 471 to 1136 and encodes 221 amino acids. Lineage: Eukaryota; Viridiplantae; Streptophyta; Magnoliopsida; Zingiberales; Zingiberaceae. The transcript has 2 exons.
UUAAAAAAUUAAACACUUUUUUCACAGCUGACGAUAAUGAAAUCAAAUGAUAAUUGUGGAGAAGAGCAGGCUACCUCCGCGAGUGAGCGUACCGCCGUUGGAUCACCACAAGGAUGCUCGUAUAAUUCCAAGAUUCCGCAGCCGGCGGUCUCUGGGGUGACGUCAGCCCUAGGGUGGUAACCGGUGAGUCUAUUUCCGUGCGGUGACGACAUCACGUUAUCCGGGAAGCACAAUCCCUGUGCUGGUGUCUUGCGGCAGGAUCUCUGCCCACGUCAUCGAUCCGCGUCGUGUUCCAUCCGUGAACGGUCGAGAUCGUCGUUUCAGCCUCUUGCAGGUGUUCUUCGAAAAUUCACACUCUGUCUCUCUCUUCCUCUUCCUCCUCUCAAUCAACGCGAUUCUUCUCCCCUCAAUUUUCCGAGAUUAAUUUUGUGUUUGUGUGUUUUUCGGGUGGAAUUUUCUGCUCGGAGAAGAUGAAGGCAGUAGGUGUGGCGGCGGCGGAGGAGGAGAGGGAGAUGGAAGCGGGGAAGAAGCGGCUGAAGGAGGGGGAGAUUAAGUCGGUGAACGGAAAAGCCGAGGUAUACGACGUCGAUGAAGACGGGGAGGAACCGGAGGAUGUCGUGGAGCUGGAUGAUGACGACGAUGACGACGGCAACGUUGAAGGAGACGAUGACGACGAUGACGACGACGAUGAGGAAGAUGGUGGCGACGACGAAGACGACGACGAUGUGGAGGAUGUGACCCCCCAUGGGUUUCAGCCCCAAGCGCAGGCGGUGGAUGAGGACGACGAUGAUGAAGAGGAAGAAGAGGAAGGUGCAGAAGGCGGCGGCGAUGGCGACGAUGACGACGACGAAAGCGACGAUGACGACGGCGAGGGCGAGGAAGAAGAGGAAGAGUUAGGGACUGAAUAUCUCGUGCAGCCGGUGGGUCGCCCCGAAGAUGAGGAGGAUGCGAGUGACUUCGUGCCUGUGGAUGAAACAGACGAGGAUGAAGACAUUGAUGCCCCAGGUGGCUUUGGCGGCAGUGGUUCUGUGAAGGAUGGGACGUCCUCGAAGAGGAAGAGAUCCGCAAAGGAUGAUUCAGAUGAUGGGGACGAGGAUGAAGACGAUGAUGGUGAGGAGAGGCCGCCAAAGCGAUAGCCCACUGUUGACCUACUCUCUAUCAUUUGACAUCGAUUUGAGCUCUUAGGAAACCCAGUGGCAAGCUAUCUGAUAGCCUGGUAAAAGAUGAGAUUUGAUGAGCUUCCAUUGUUUAAGAAGUGUGGAUUUGUUAGGAACUAAGAACAAUAAACUUGCUUUCGUUGUU